Messenger RNA from Menidia menidia (Atlantic silverside), 1729 nucleotides. The record is from the annotation of a GenBank genome assembly. NCBI's taxonomy places the organism in Eukaryota, Metazoa, Chordata, Actinopteri, Atheriniformes, Atherinopsidae.
UUGGUAACUAGUGGGCCUGCCGGGGGGGGGCUCAGCGCACAGGAAUGUUCCUACGUGGCAGUGGGAGGGACACUCAGCGGGGGCUCAGUUAGUGGAGACUGGGAAGAAACGCUAAAGCUUGGGAGGGGGGGAGGAGCAGCUCCACCAGCGCGACCAGACCUGCCCGCUGCCCGGGGGAGGGGAACCAGAGGCGGGCCCACGGAGCGACGCGCACCGGGACGAUUCCCAAAUCCAAAUCCCAAAAAAAUGGCACCCUCCACUUCUCCUCACGUCCCCACGGCGCUGCUGGUCGCUCUUUUCCUCUCCACCGUGCACUCCCAGUACGAAAAGUACAGCUUCCGGAGCUUCCCCAGGCACGAGCUGAUGCCCCUGGAGUCCGCCUACAAGUACGCGCUGGACCAGUACACCGGGGAGAAGUGGCCGGAGACGGUGGAGUACAUCGAGGUGUCUCUGCGGCUCUACCGGCUGCUGCGGGACAGCGAGGCCUUCUGCAACCUCAACUGCAGCUCCGUGCGCCUGGACGACGAGCAGAAGUUCGCGGACUUCCCGGAGCUGCGCGCGUUUGGGAACGUGAUGAAGAGGGCGCAGUGCCUGAAGCGAUGCAAGCAGGGGCUGCCCGCCUUCCGGCAGACGCUGCCCAGCAGGGACACCCUGGAGGAGUUCGAGCGCAGGGAGCCCUACAGAUACCUGCAGUACGCCUACUUCAAAUCCAACAACUUGGCCAAAGCGGUUUCUGCCGCUCACACCUUCCUGCUGAAGCACCCGGACGACGAGAUGAUGCAGAAAAACAUGGCCUACUACAAGAGUCUGCCCGGGGCAGAAGAGCACCUCAAAGACCUGGAGACCAAAUCCUACGAGAUGCUGUUUGUGCGCUCCGUCAGGGCCUAUAAUGGAGAUAACUUCCGGACCUCGGUCUCAGACAUGGAGCUGGCUCUCAGGGACUUCUUCAAGGUCUACGACGAGUGUCUGGCCGCGUCCGAGGGGCCCCGAGACGUCAAAGACUUCAAGGACUUCUACCCGUCCAUCGCCGACCACUACAUCGAGGUCCUGGAGAGAAAAGUGCGGUGUGAAGAGGAGCUGACGCCGGUGGUCGGCGGCUUCGUGGUGGAGAAGUUCGUGGCCACCAUGUACCACUACCUGCAGUUCGCCUAUUACAAACUGAAGGACCUGAAGAACGCGGUCCCGUGCGCGGCCAGCUACGUGCUGUUCGACCCCGCCGACGAGGUUAUGAACAACAACGUGGCCUACUACAAGUACCACAAAACCCAGUGGGACCUCACGGAGGAGGACUUCCUCCCCAGAUCAGAGGCAGUGCGCUACUACAAUCAGACCACGCUGCAGCUGCAGAUGUUGGAGUUCUCCAAGAGGCGCCUGGCGAGCGACGACGAGGGAGAGGUGGUGGAGUUUAUAGACGAGUUCCUGGAUGAGGAUGACUAGCCCACAUCUGCAGAAGCACUGAAACUCUGAUGAAAAAACACUCAAAAACUGUGUAUUUAUUAAAGAUUUAAAAGGUAUUAAUUGAUCCACUUUUCUUAUCUGCAGCUAAAAAUCGGCUAAAUGAUUCAAUUUAGCACUCAGACAUCCAGUUUGGCCACAUGGACUCAAUGAAUUAAUGACAGAGGCCAAAAGGACAGAUGUAUUUUACUCUUUUUAUUUUUAUGAAUUCAUUCCUUCACUGUGAAUCAUCUCCCUUUUUUUUUUUUUUACAAUAAAAGAAUUUUACAAAAAU